Messenger RNA from Cicer arietinum (chickpea), 1673 nucleotides. RefSeq lists its product as uncharacterized. Gene Ontology annotation, biological process: protein ubiquitination. Gene Ontology annotation, cellular component: nucleus. Gene Ontology annotation, molecular function: ubiquitin protein ligase activity; protein binding. The record is from RefSeq and is a predicted model, not a curated record. Lineage: Eukaryota; Viridiplantae; Streptophyta; Magnoliopsida; Fabales; Fabaceae.
UCUCUUAGAAGUCUAGUGCUUUUGAAAUGUUUAAGAAGUUUAAGGCACUUGUUGAAAAUGAAUUAAGGAAUAAAACUCAGUACCUCUAUUGUUUUUUAUGAGUUUUGUAGUGAAAAUGGUAUCAAAAGACAACUCACAAUUGUCUAUAGUCCACAACAAAAUGGAGUAUCAUGGAUGAAAAAUAGAAGAUGCAUGUUAUUGUCAUUGGUGUCGUCUCUCUCAUAACAAUGGAGAAUGAAGAAGAAGAAGAAGUGAUAGGUGAAGUUGAAGCGAUGAAAUCUGUAUAUGAAAGCGAUUGUAUCAUUCUCCGUUCCAUUCCUCCUCACUUUCACUUAUCCCUCAAACCCAGAACCGCCGAUGUUCAAUCCCACCAGUUUGUAGAAGUUGUUCUUGAUGUACAAGCUACCCCACAGUAUCCAAAAGAACCACCUUCUGUUGCUCUUCUGGAUUGCAAGGGUUUGGAUCAACAGAGACAAAACUAUUUAUUGAAUCACAUUAAAACUAAAGCCAAUGAGCUCUCUCCUGGCUUAAUGCUUGUAGCUCUGUGUGAGGAAGCGGCAGAGAAACUCUCAGCUAUGAAUCAUCCUGAUGGUGAUUGUCCAUUGUGUUUAUUCCCUUUGGUUCCAGAAGAUCACCAAAGUGAAACCUUGCCUUUUAUGAAGUUAAUGUCUUGCUUUCAUUGUUUUCACAGUGAAUGUAUCAUAAGAUGGUGGAAUUGGCUUCAGAGUUCUAAACAAACAGGCUCUGCCACUUCAAAUAAUGCAGCUGCUCAUCCUAAUCAUGGUAAUUCUGAAAAAUUGGAAGAGGGUGUUGGAAACUGCCCAGUUUGUCGCAAACCUUUUCAUGCCAAAGAUUUGGACCACGUGCUUGACCUAGUUGGCUCACAUUCUUCAAGAGUGAGUUUGAAUAAUGAUGAAGUCAAUAACGAUGAAAUAAUCCUUCAAUCUGAGCAUGAGAUAAUCAGAAAACAGAGGUUUGAAGCCAUCUUAUGUUUACAGACGGAGAACAAUGGUUUGAUUGAACCAAAAAAAGAUUUAGUAAUAUUGCCCGGUAUGUAUCUUCCUCAACAAGUUACCGCGCCAGAGUCCACGUUGACCAAGGAACCCGACGAGAUUGAGCAACACGAAAGAGAUCCACCUGCAGUCGGGUCAGGAAAACAUGUCAGCGGGACCUCAAAUGGGUCUAGUUCUAGUGGGAACAGGAAUUUCGGUGCGAGGAGGAAUAGAGGACGGAGUGAUCAUCACUCCAGUUCGACUGCAAGACAUCCAAGAAAACCCGUCCAACAGUGGGUUAGAAGAGAUAAUCCUUAACAAUAAGCAAUAGAAGUGAUAUAAUAUCUUUCACUUCUAUUUAUCAUAUUGCAAAUACGAAAAUCAGAUUGAACCCAUAUUACUGGGACAAAAAACACUAUCGACCCUAAUAUAUAUUAUAUGAAUGUUUAGAUUGCAAAGAAAUGUAUCAGAAGAUUAGGAAAAGACAGGUAGAGGAGAGGUAGGUAUUUUUUAUUUGGAGGAAUAGAAAGAAGCAAAAUAAGGAAAAACUAGCACAUUUAACUCAUAUUUAGUUUCCUUUUAUAUUUUACUAUCAUAAUUUUGUUUUUGAUUUUAUUUGGAAUGUUCCGUGUAAUUUAUUUUUAACUCGGCAAUCAAAUUACUAUGACGUGACAUUCUGCA